This is a messenger RNA of Poecilia reticulata (guppy), 707 nucleotides long. The record is from RefSeq and is a predicted model, not a curated record. NCBI's taxonomy places the organism in Eukaryota, Metazoa, Chordata, Actinopteri, Cyprinodontiformes, Poeciliidae.
AUGUACCAGCCGCAGUUAAAGGAGAAGAGGCCUGAACGAAGCCCAACGAACCAUCAGUUAGCUGAAAGGAAUCAAAUUNAGGAUGGAGAUGGACAAGGAGUCAGAACAGACGACAUUAAACUGGCCUUGAAGGGUCAUGUGAAGGAUGGAUAUAAGUUCAAUCCUGCAUCUUCUCUUUCUGAUGGUGAUCAUGGUUACAACUCUUCUCCAUCCAUCAGUGACAGAGUUCAUGUUCUGGUCUGCAUUUAUUCUGCUAAUGCACCACAAAUGAAGUCGUCUGUUUUACAGAAAAUGAGGGAAAUCAGAGAAGCAGCCAGUGAUCUGGGAAUCCCUCAGCUGGCGAUUCUCAGCCACGUUGAUUCAGCUUGUGGGGAAACAGAAAGAGAUCUAAAAAACGUCUACAAGAGCAAACAUUUAAAGAAAAAGAUGGGUGACUUCAGCUCCAGUCUGGGGAUCCCAAUGAACUGCAUCCUCCCAGUGAAGAACUACAGCAAUGAAAUUCAGCUGAAUUCAGACGUCAACACUCUGAUCCUGAAUGCUCUGAGGCUGAUGAUUGACUUUGGAGACGACUACGCCGACAAACUGUGAAGCCACAAAACUGUGGGGAUGUGCAUGAACAUCACAGCAGUAAUGUUGGUUAUGUGUAUCACUACAUAGUUGUUGAGGAGAACAUAGCAGUUGAGUAAGAGGUUUUAUGACCUUCUGAU